Molecule: messenger RNA, 1118 nt
Organism: Cuscuta europaea
Lineage: Eukaryota; Viridiplantae; Streptophyta; Magnoliopsida; Solanales; Convolvulaceae
Source: the annotation of a GenBank genome assembly
CUUUACAUUUAUAAAAAAUAUAGCGUUGACGUUUUCUUUUCUUUUACAUACUUUUAACAAUAAAAAAUCCUCCUGAAUGGACGCGAUCAUCAUCUUCAUCAUCACCAUGCUCGCCCGUUGACCACAAUCCCCGACGUGAUUUCCGAUCGCUGCGUUUGUUCUUCAUUCUCAUCUGGCAUAAUGUUUCCAGCUCUUUCAUCUUAGAUCCGUCAAUUUCUCAGCAGGGGCAGGGACAUUGGAGAAUAUUAUAUAGAUUUUCCGCAUUAGGGAUCCGCCAUGGGAGGAAACGAGGCGGUGAAGCUCGACGACGAGCAGAUAGCGGAAUUGCGGGAGAUUUUCCGGUCAUUUGAUCGCAACAAUGACGGAAGCUUGACUCAGCUGGAGCUCGGAUCGUUGAUCCGGUCGCUCGGCCUCAAUCCGAGCACGGAUCAGAUGGAUUCGCUGAUCCAGAAGGCCGAUAGGAACAGCAACGGCUUGAUCGAGUUCUCGGAGUUCGUCGCACUGGUGGAGCCGGAGCUCAUUCCGGCCAAGUGCCCGUACACGGAGGAGCAGCUGCUGAAGAUAUUCCAGAUGUUCGACAGAGACGGCAACGGAUACAUAACGGCGGCUGAGUUGGCGCAUUCCAUGGCCAAGCUGGGCCAUGCCUUGACGGCGGAGGAGCUCACGGGGAUGAUCAAGGAAGCGGAUACUGACGGCGAUGGUUGCAUAAACUUUCCUGAGUUCGCUCAGGCCAUAACUUCUGCUGCAUUUGAUACUUCCUGGAGUUGAUCUGGAAUAUUUUCAUUCCCUCCAUUACCCCAUAGCCUCCAUCUUUUAAAUUCCCUUUUUAAAACCAUUUUGCCAUGAAUUUAGUUUUGAUUAUAGUUCCAUAAGGCAGUUGUUUAAUGGAAAAUCACCUUAUUAUUAUGGGUAGUACCAUAGUCCAUAACCCCUACAUUGUGUUGGCACUUGGCACUUCUGCUUUUCACACUCACUUUUUCUUUUAUCCCAAACUCAUCUAUAAAUGGUUGCAAGUAUUCUAAGAUUAUCAAUAUUGUUUGGCUUGGUGAUUGUGUGAUUAACAUUCAAAAAGUGUGGAUUUAGUUGCUACUAUGAUUAUAGUUUUCAUGAGAGUUUUU